AACAGCAGAUUCCAUGGGAGAGGAUGUGUUUAGGAAUGUACCAGAUGAAAUUCUGGGUCGCAUAGUUUCUUUUCUACCAAAAGAAUCAGCACUAGAAACCUGUCUCCUCUCUACUAGGUGGAGAAACCUAUGGAAUGAAGCACUUGUUAAACAUGGAACAGCAGAGGAUGUCACAUCAGUUGUUGCUGGAUUUCUGACACGUUUUGAGGAGCUUGAUCCACUCAAGCAUCCUAGAAAGCUUCAAUUUCACUUUGCUGAAGACAGUGUUGUCUUAGCAACUGCUGCAAAUAACAGCAAGCUUUUGUUGGAUUUUUCCCCUUGGAAGAGAGAGCUUCAAAUGGAGUAUGAGUUGCAAUUCAAGCUCACCUACCAGUCUUUUCCACCUACUUUCUCAGUCAAAACACUCUAUUUGAAAUCAGUGAGUUAUUUGACCAGUGAGGUAGCUUCAUCCAUUGUUUCAAAUUUGGAGCAUCUUGAGAACUUGGUGAUCAUUGAGUGUAGUGGGUUGCAAUCUUUGAGUGUUGACUCUAACUCACAGCUUCACAAGUUAACCAUCUUAGAUUGCUUACAAUUGAAGACCCUCCAUCUUAAAACUUCAAAGCUCAAAUCUUUUCAUUAUCGUGGACCUCUUCCUGUGAUUAGGCCUGAAUAUCAUUUCAACUUGAGUGAUGCCAUGCUUGAUUUCAGAGUAGGACCUAGCUGCAGUGUUUUGAAGACUAAAGAUUUUGAUGCAACUUUAUUAACAAUAAAGAACUCUCAAGUUCUAACUCUCUGUAAAUGGACUUUCGAGGUAUGCCAUGCUUGUUUAAUUGCAUUUUUUAUUCAUUGA
This is a messenger RNA of Abrus precatorius (Indian licorice), 829 nucleotides long. RefSeq names its product F-box protein At2g39490-like. The transcript has a single exon. NCBI's taxonomy places the organism in Eukaryota, Viridiplantae, Streptophyta, Magnoliopsida, Fabales, Fabaceae. Gene Ontology annotation, molecular function: protein binding. Bases 14 to 829 code for a protein of 271 amino acids. The record is from RefSeq and is a predicted model, not a curated record.